This is a messenger RNA of Anarrhichthys ocellatus (wolf-eel), 1963 nucleotides long. RefSeq names its product solute carrier family 35 member A3a (gene slc35a3a). NCBI's taxonomy places the organism in Eukaryota, Metazoa, Chordata, Actinopteri, Perciformes, Anarhichadidae. Gene Ontology annotation, biological process: pyrimidine nucleotide-sugar transmembrane transport. Gene Ontology annotation, cellular component: Golgi membrane. The transcript has 8 exons. The record is from RefSeq and is a predicted model, not a curated record. Gene Ontology annotation, molecular function: pyrimidine nucleotide-sugar transmembrane transporter activity. The coding region runs from base 405 to 1391 and encodes 328 amino acids.
CAAAAAACAAAAAACAAAGACGAGGAAGAAAGCUGUGCACGGAAGUCAUUCAGGAUUUUACAUGCCUGAGGUUAUAUUUCCUCUCUUCUGCAGACUUUCGCGAUAUCAUUUACUCUUUCCUUCGGCCGUUAGUUCGAACUUAAUUGCUCUUAACGAUGCGGCAGUCGACGUGGAGACCCCGGUAAGAGAGUUAAGCGCAGACGGUUGGAUCUCCAGUCCGGGUCAAUGGACGAAGUGCUGCUGUUUUGACAGCUGGGUUGAGCCUCUGGUACCUGGUCCGUCUGCCCGAGAGAGAGCUGCUGAGAACAAACACGAGCCCAAGUUUAAACCUGUUAUUUUACAAAUAUCUACGUCCGUGGAGCAGCUUCUACAGCGAGUGUGAAUCCUUUCACCGACCAGGGGUCAUGGCCUCUUCCCGGCUGAAGUACCUCUCUCUGGGCGUGCUGGUGUUCCAGACCACCUCCCUGGUGCUCACCAUGCGGUACUCCCGCACCCUGCAGGCCGAGGGCCCGCGGUACCUGGCCUCCUCGGCUGUGGUGGUGGCCGAGGUGCUGAAGAUCCUCACCUGUGUGCUGCUCGUCUUCAAGGAGCACAAUUACAGCAUGCGGGCCCUGAACAGCAUUCUGCGUCAGGAAAUCACCCAAAAGCCCAUCGAAACGCUGAAGCUGGCGAUCCCCUCUGGGAUCUACACGCUGCAGAACAACCUGCUGUACGUCGCCUUGUCCAACCUGGACGCAGCCACCUACCAGGUGACGUACCAGCUGAAGAUCUUGACCACGGCUCUGUUCUCGGUGUCCAUGCUGGGCCGCCGGCUGGGCGUCUACCAGUGGCUCUCGUUGCUGAUUCUUAUGGCCGGAGUGGCUCUCGUGCAGUGGCCCUCUGAAUCCCCAGCGGCCCCGGAGAAGGAUGCCCUCUCUACAGGCUCCCAGUUUGUCGGUGUGACGGCAGUUCUGGUGGCGUGCUGCUCCAGCGGGUUCGCUGGCGUCUACUUUGAGAAGAUCCUAAAGGAGAGCAAACAGAGCGUCUGGGUCCGCAACAUUCAGCUGGGGCUGUUUGGGCUGGUGUUUGGCCUCUUUGGGAUGAUGGCCUUCGACGGGGAGAAGGUGAAGGAAUCGGGAAUGUUCCAGGGAUACAACACCGUCACCUGGACUGUCGUAGCGCUGCAGGCGCUGGGUGGUCUGGUCAUAGCAGCGGUCAUCAAGUAUGCAGACAACAUCCUCAAGGGCUUCGCUACAUCGCUCUCCAUCAUCCUGUCAACUCUCAUAUCGUACUUCUGGCUGCAGGACUUCGACCCCACUGGCGUGUUCUUCCUGGGGGCCAUUCUGGUCAUCGCAGCCACUUUCCUCUACAGCUACGAAGGCAGGCCAGCCCCCAACCCCAGCAGGGCGUAGGGCACUCGGGGCUUUGACUCUACAGCAGCAAUAGGAGGUCCUGUUGACGCGACAAGACGUGGAGUUGAAAGGAGGACAGAGAGCUGGAGAAAAAGAAGGGGAAAGGUCUUUAUCAUAUAUAAUAAGAGGAGGUAAGUAGGUUGGGGACGGAGGAUGGGAAGAGUGGAAAAGAGACAGUAAUAAACAAAAAGCAAGCACAACGCUGUGAUGGGUCUCACACACCAAAAGUGCUUGAGCUGAGAAGGGUAACCAAUGAGAACAGAGAACCGUGGCGGAACAGGAUUGUAUGUUUUUCUUUGUUCCUAUGUUUACGGAUGUAGAUCUGGAGAGCGAUUCUCGGCGGGACCGACUGAUUGUGUUCAUUCAAGCCGGUUUGGCUGCUUGUCACUGUUACUGCCGCAUCAGUCACACCUACACAACGAUAAAGGAUUAAAGGGGCACACAGGCAGAAGUUUAAGAUGUACUGCGAUUUUUAUCCAACAUUGUUGGACCUCAGAGGUGCAGUGUUUAAGACUCUUGAAAGGUCUUUUUUUUUGUCCCACUUUGAGCUUUCAAAGUACAUUUUUCGCCAU